Molecule: messenger RNA, 3681 nt
Organism: Seminavis robusta
Lineage: Eukaryota; Bacillariophyta; Bacillariophyceae; Naviculales; Naviculaceae
Source: the annotation of a GenBank genome assembly
AUGUUCCUGCCCACAAAGGCCUCCAUCGGGGGGUUGAUGUUGCUGCUGUUGGCUAGGGUCGCCGAAGCUUCCAAUGCCAGCGCCGCCGUGAUCGAGGCUGCCUCCUCCAAGAUGGAUUGUGUGUCGGGACUGAAGCAUUUUGACCCUCACAAACACAAAACUAUCUAUCGUGUCGGUGUGCACGCCAUUCGAGGCUUUGAUGCCGCAAGGCAAGAAUACAACACCAUCUUUGGAGAGUACUUGACUGCCACGGCAGGAAGACGCUUCACCCAACCCAUUCAGUUCGAGAUGGUCCCAGUAACGUUCCAAGGGUUGUUUGAUGCUGUGGAACAAGAAGAGAUUGACUUCUUCUAUUCAAAUCCUGGAAUCUACAGUUGUAUUGGAGUCGAGGUGGGGGCACAGCCAUUGGCUACCAUUAUCGCCCGUCUUGACGUCAGAGGAACCGUCUAUGACCUAGAUGUGUUUGGAGGAGUGAUUGCAACUCACAAAAGCAACCGUGACAUCAACACCAUCCAUGAUCUAAAGGGAAAGAUCAUUGCAGCAGGUUCCAUCUCCAUGAUUCUGGCAGGACAGGUUCAGUUUUAUGAAAUGGAAAAGGCUGGGAUGUCGUACGUCAUGGAUCCAGCACAAGUUGUCUUCACUGGGAAUCAGUUUGAUGUUGUCAAAGGGAUCCUUUCGGGUGACUUCGACGUCGGCUUCGUACGCACAGACCAGAUCGAGAGAACCAAGGAUGACAAAGGCGAAUUUGUCGAUCCAGACGAGUUCAAAAUCAUCUCCCCAAAGAUCUAUGUCAUGGAUGAUGGAAACCUCUUCCCCUUCUUACACAGCACCGACAUUUAUCCUGAGUGGCCAGUUGCUAGUCUGAACCAUGUUCCUAGCGAUGUAGCAUUUGAAGUGCAGCAAGCUUUGUAUGCAUCAGGGGAGCAUGCCAAGAUUGGUCAAGCCUACGAGGAGUGCAAGGCCAACGAAGACGCUCUUACCUGUGACCAGCUAGAUCCCCUUGAGCUAUAUCCGAAUGCUCGCUGUGAUUCAUCUCAAGAACUAGCCGAGAUGGCUUGGGAAGCGUCCAAAGUGGGCAAAUUUGCAGGCUUCAGGACGUCACGAUCGUACUUUGAACCCCGGACAAUGCAUGAAGCUGCUGGUUUCAUGACCAAAGAUGAAAAUGGUGACUGGAAAUGCACUCGUUCUACUACUUUGUAUGAUGGCAUCAAAUGCCCAGAGGGGCACGUGAAGAGGAGUCUAGGAGAGUUCCAAGAUGGAUGCGAGAAAGUCGGGCUGCACUGCGACGCGGGCUUUGACUGCUUUUGCCGACCUUGCGUUUUUGAAGUGGAUCUUUAUGAGGUUGACAGCGACACAGACUUUCAUUUGGACAGCAAUGGUUUUGGAGCGUAUCCGGGAGGAUGUCAACAGAUGGAGACCUGCGGCACUGUGGAACAAACCAAGAACAUCACAUUCAGGGCUUACGAUAACAUGGAACGAGCGAGUCCACAUGUCCGUGUAGUUGUGCAGAAAGGACUAAAUGCCCAUGAUCUGCCGGUGAGUCGAAUUCCAUCGACGUUCGCUUACGAGUUCAGCUUUAACGAAGAGGAGGUAGGCGACCUUACGAUCGAAGUAUACUUCGAUAGCUUGCAUAUUCCUGCGUCUCCGGUUGUUGUUGAAGUUAUUGAAAGAACUUGCGAUGGUGAUGACCGCGUGGCGAACACCGAAGGACGCUGCGUUUGCGACGACGGCGCACUUGAAAUGGGCGGAUCCUGUGUGAGCUCGACGGCAGUCUUUGUCUCUGUCUCGGUGUUGAUAUUGAUCGUCGCCAUGUCAGCCGGACUCUGGUACCUUGGUUACAAAAGAAAGGAAAGUGAUCAGUUAUGGCAUAUCUCCGAGGAAGAGUUGCAGUUUGAUAACCCGCCCGAAGUGAUCGGUCAAGGCGGCUUUGGUGUUGUUCUGUUGGCCGACUAUCGUGGUACCACCGUUGCUAUAAAGCGUGUGCUACCACCCAAAAAGCAGAACCGCAGGAACGGAUCCAGGGACUUUUCCGUCAGUGGAAGCAAAGACAAAGUCAUUGAAGUACGCAACGAAACGCCCAGCAAGGAGCCAGCGGGAAAAGUUGUCACACUUCAAGACGAAACAGACCUUGAGGACCCCCACCCGUCCGAGGUGGGAACAGCCACGGGAACUAAUAAGUCGCUGGAAAAGUUCCUGGACCAGAUGAAGAAUCGGGCGUCUCGAAGAUCCAAAUGGUGGCUGCCGAAGUCGGAGGACCACGGGAUGGCAGAUACAAAUUUUCUCCUUUCAACAACGUUUAACGCCGCAAAGACAAAUCCUCUGUCGGCUCUGUUCCCUUGCAUGGAUGCCCAGUCUCGUCAAAGACAAGAAUUCGUGGAGGAAAUGCGUCUACUUUCUCGACUUCGUCACCCGAAUAUCACCACCAUUAUGGGUGCCGUCAUCUCUCCAUUCCACGAGCCAAUGCUUGUCAUGGAGUACUUUGAGUAUGGCUCACUCGACGACUUGCUCAGUAAUGAAUCAUUUCUUCCCAGUGGUGAAAUUAUCCUUCAGAUCGUCCGAGACGUCUCUUCGGGGAUCCGAUUUCUUCACGCUAACAAGCCUCCAAUCAUGCACUGUGAUUUGAAGGCAAAGAAUAUCUUGGUGGAUAGUCGUUUCCGGGCUAAGGUCGGAGACUUCGGUUUGUCAUCCAAGAAGACACUCGGGUUGGCAGGAACUGCUUUCUGGCUGGCACCCGAGUACUUGAAAGGUGGGGAUUAUACUCCUUCCUGUGACAUGUACAGCUUUGGUGUUAUUCUCUACGAAAUUUACGCAAGGAAGAGCCCAUAUGAAGGGCAGAAUCCCAUCAAGGUGCUCAAGGAUGUCUGCAAUGCAAGAGUGAACAAACGACCUGGGGUACCGGAAACUUGUCCACCAAAGCUUGCAAGUCUAAUGAAGGCUGAGCCACUUUCAGGCGACAAGGCAGCUCCGACCGAGCGACCAACGGAAGAUAUGCUGUACAAGCUUUUCCCGUCUCACAUUGCAGAUGCGUUGAAAAAAGGACAGAAAGUGGAACCCGAAUCCCAUGAUCUUGUUACGGUGUUCUUUAGCGAUAUUGUGAAGUUCACCGACAUCUCUCGAAGCCUUUCUCCCUUGAAAGUCAGCAAGCUUCUUGACAGGUUGUACCUCGUUUUUGACUCGCUUUCGUCCAAGCAUGGCGUCUUCAAGGUCGAAACAAUCGGUGAUGCAUACAUGGGUGUCACAAAUCUCAACGGAAAACAACCUACGGAUCAUGUCAAGCGCAUCGCAGAUUUCGCAAUCGAGGUCGUCCAGGCUGCAAACCAAGUGCAGAUUGACGAGGAAGACCCCGACCGAGGUUGUGUAAAGAUCAGAGUCGGUUUUCACAGUGGUCCAGUGGUGAGCAGCGUCAUUGGUUCCCUCAAUCCUCGCUAUGGUCUCUUUGGUGACACUGUCAACACUGCCGCCAGGAUGGAAACCAACUCCACGAACGGACGUAUUCAUUGCUCUGAGCGCUCUGCCAUGCUCCUAGCAGAGCAGUCUCCUGAAACCAGAAUCUUGAAGAGAGGAGUCAUCAAAGUGAAAGGAAAAGGUGAUAUGACUACGUAUUGGGUUCUCAAACCAUUGAACAAGGAAGAUUCAAUCAGGAUGGAGCAGGCACCGGAUGAUUCUCACGUGGACGGAUAA